Messenger RNA from Ricinus communis (castor bean), 2214 nucleotides. Its product is annotated as pentatricopeptide repeat-containing protein At4g14850. The transcript is spliced from 2 exons. Gene Ontology annotation, molecular function: protein binding; zinc ion binding; RNA binding. Gene Ontology annotation, biological process: RNA modification. The record is from RefSeq and is a predicted model, not a curated record. NCBI's taxonomy places the organism in Eukaryota, Viridiplantae, Streptophyta, Magnoliopsida, Malpighiales, Euphorbiaceae. The coding region runs from base 116 to 2161 and encodes 681 amino acids.
AACAUUACCUAAUAAGAUAAAAGAGUAUAGGACUUGGACAAGACAAGCCCAUUUCUUGUUUUUAAAAUGCUUGAAUCUUCGACAUUGGCGCCAUUUCAACGAACCAUGACUGCUCAUGCCUUCAUUCACUCCCAAUUCACUAGCCCCCAUUCUCGAAUCAGCCAUCUCAACUCGCUCAUCCUUCCUCGGCCGAGCAACCCAUGCCCGAAUCAUCAAAACCUUUCAAUCCCCACUUCCUCCGUUUCUAUCCAAUCAUCUCAUCAGCAUGUAUUCCAAACUCGAUCUCCCCAACUCUGCCCAGCUUGUGCUCCAUCUCACCCCAACUCGCUCCGUCGUCACAUGGACAUCCCUUAUUUCCGGUUCUGUUCAAAAUGGUCAUUUCUCAUUUGCCCUUUAUCAUUUCUUCAACAUGCGCCGUGACAAUAUCCAACCCAAUGACUUCACUUUCCCUUGCGCUUUUAAAGCGUCCGCUUCGCUUCUGUUACCCUUUGUUGGAAAACAGAUUCAUGCAAUCGCGGUUAAGUUUGGUCAGAUUAAUGAUGUGUUUGUCGGAUGCAGUGCGUUUGAUAUGUACUCGAAAACUGGGCUUAAGCAGGACGCACAGAAACUGUUUGAUGAAUUGCCUGAGAGGAAUGUUGUUACGUGGAAUGCGUAUAUUUCUAAUGCUGUGCUUUAUGGAAGGUAUCAAAAUGCUGCUGUUGCGUUUGUAGAGUUACGUCGGGCUGGCUGUGAGCCUGAUUCCACUACAUUUUGUGUGUUUUUUAAUGCGUGUGCUGAUCAGUUGUAUGUAGACCUUGGGAGACAGUUGCACGGUUUUGUGAUUCGGAGUGGAUUUGAAAAGAGUGUAUCUGUCUUGAAUGGGCUUAUUGAUUUUUAUGGGAAGUGUAAAGAGGUUAGAUUGGCAGAGAUGGUAUUUGGUAAGAUGGAGAACAGGAAUGCUGUUUCGUGGUGCUCUAUGGUGGCUGCUUGCGAGCAGAAUGGUGAGGAAGAGAAGGCUUGUUUGUUUUUUGUAGAGGGUAGGAAAGAAGGAAUUGAGCCAACCGAUUAUAUGGUUUCUAGUGUUAUUAGUGCUUGUGCAGGGCUUGCAGGACUUGAAUUAGGAAGGUCGUUCCAUGCACUUGCUGUGAAAGCAUGCCUAGAGGGUGAUAUUUUUGUUGGGAGUGCCCUUGUUGACAUGUAUGGUAAAUGUGGAGGUAUUGAAGAUUCUGAGCAAGCCUUUCAUGAGAUGUCUGAAAGGAAUUUGGUUACUUGGAAUGCAUUGAUUGGUGGUUACGCACAUCAAGGGCAUGCUGAAAUGGCUGUCAGAUUGUUUAAAGAAAUGACAACUGAGGUGGUACCGAACUAUGUGACAUUGGUGUGUGUUUUAUCAGCUUGUGGUAGAGGAGGAGCAGUUGAACUGGGCAUGGAGAUUUUUGGGUCAAUGAGGGACAGGUACAAGAUUGAACCAGGGGCAGAGCAUUAUGCCUGUGUUGUAGACUUGUUAGGGAGGGCUGGGAUGGUCGAACAUGCAUAUGAGUUUGUACAGAAAAUGCCUAUUCGUCCUACAAUUGAGGUUUGGGGGGCUCUUUUAAGUGCUUGUAGGGUGUAUAGGAAGCCAGAGUUGGGAAAGAUAGCAGCUGAUAACUUAUUUGAACUUGAUCCAAAGGAUUCCGGCAACCAUGUGCUGCUUUCAAAUAUGUUUGCUGCUGCUGGCAGGUGGGAGGAAGCCACCAUGGUGAGACAAGAAAUGAUGGAUGUUGGUAUCAAGAAGGGUGCAGGUUACAGUUGGCUUACUGCAAAGAAUAAGGUACACGUUUUCCAAGCAAAGGAUAUGUCCCAUGCAAUGAACACUGAGAUCCAAGCAAUGCUAAUUAAGCUUAGAAUGGAAAUGGAGGCAGCUGGCUACAUACCUGACACAAACUAUGCACUCUAUGAUUUAGAAGAAGAGGAGAAAAUAACUGAAGUUUGGUACCACAGUGAGAAGAUCGCCCUUGCGUUUGGCCUCAUAGCUAUCCCUCCUGGAGUACCUAUAAGAAUCACAAAAAACCUUAGAAUUUGUGGUGAUUGUCAUAGUGCCUUCAAAUUUAUAUCAGGCAUUGUUGGCAGAGAAAUCAUUGUUCGAGAUAAUAAUCGAUUUCAUCACUUUCAGAAUAGUCAGUGUUCCUGCAGAGAUUAUUGGUGAUGAUUCUGUACUGCUUAACAAUUUUUCAACUGAAUAUACUGUUUUCAGGAGAA